AUGGAAUAUGAAGAGGAUGAUGACAUUUCCUUUGCAAAAUGGAUGAGCAGUUUCUGGGGUCACAGCUUGAUUGAUGAGAAUGAGAAAGAGGGUAGAGGCUACAGGAAACGCCAGACGCGAGCCUUUAGUGAAAGGAGAGCCUCCCUUCCAGCCAAGCUUUCGUCCAUCCAUAUGACAAGACUUCAUGCAUCUACCAAAACCCCAUCUUCAGGCCACUUGAGGGGCUGCAAGGAAUUUCAAGAGGGUCAAGAUGUUAAAUGCCAUUGUCACACAAAGGCAUGCAAAAUAUCCUCACCAGAUGGCUCGGGAUCAACAAGUAGAUCAAACUCGAUCCAGGAAUUUUCAGAAUCCUUUGAGAAGCAACUGCAUUUCAAAAUCAAGCGCUCCGUUUCUUUGGAUGAAGAUUCGGAUCCAUGUGUUAUUUGUCAUGAUGAUCUUCAUACUGGCAGUAUAAUAGAACUUCACUGCAUGCACAGCUUUCACAAAGAGUGUAUCGAAAAGUGGCUGCUAAAGAAACCAACCUGCCCAACUUGUCGCAUCCACGUGCUCAUGUCAAAGUCUAUUUUAGACCUUCAUCAACCAGGAUGA
Terrapene triunguis (Three-toed box turtle) is the source of this 588-nucleotide messenger RNA. RefSeq names its product leukemia NUP98 fusion partner 1 (gene LNP1). The transcript has 4 exons. The coding region runs from base 1 to 588 and encodes 195 amino acids. The record is from RefSeq and is a predicted model, not a curated record. Lineage: Eukaryota; Metazoa; Chordata; Testudines; Emydidae.